Messenger RNA from Hyaloperonospora brassicae, 1011 nucleotides. NCBI's taxonomy places the organism in Eukaryota, Oomycota, Peronosporomycetes, Peronosporales, Peronosporaceae. The record is from the annotation of a GenBank genome assembly.
AUGGACCCAGCGAAAUGGCAAGAAUGGCCACACGCUUUUGCGGAAACGGCCGACGGCAUUCGUGUCCACUAUGUGGACGUCGGUCCAAAAGACGGCCUGCCCAUAGUGAUGGUGCAUGGGUGGCCGGACCUGUGGUUCGGGUGGCGCCACCAGAUUCAAGCACUCAAAUCCACGUAUCGACUGAUCGUGCCGGAUGUCCGUGGAUUCGGACAAAGUUCGAAACCGCCAAGUGUUAACGCCUACGGAGCCAAAAACAUUUCCAGGGAUCUGGUGACUUUGCUGGAUACCUUGGAGAUUACGAAGGCGAUCUUUGUAGGUCAUGACUGGGGCGGCCAGAUGGUAUACCGCACUUGUCUCUAUCACCCUGAACGAGUGAUCGCCGUCUGCGGAGUCUGCACUCCAUACUUUCCACCAAAAACAACCUACGUGCCACUGGGAGUCAUGGUAGAAACGAUGCCGCAGUUCAAGUAUCAGCAAUUCUUGGCCAACACUGAUGUAUCGGCGAAGGUGCUGGACGCCUCACCGCGUCGGUUGCUGACUUCGAUCUUUCGCAAGUCUUCAGAUAUGGAACGAGCUUCAGCCCAGAUGUCGCUGCAACAGAUGCUCAUGGCCGUCGAUUCGGACGUGGAUCACCCGGUCUUUACGCAACGAUCGGCACUGCUUUCUGAAGCUGAGCUGGACUACUACGUGGAGCAAUACACAGCCAGCAAGUUUGCGAGCACGUGCCAGACUUAUGCGACGGGAAAAAUCGACUUUGAUGAUGAAAGGGGGCUACCAAGUGUGAUUGGGCAUCCAGCGCUGUUCAUCGGUGCUGCCAAGGACCCGGUUCUCAAACCCGAGAUGGCGAGUGACAUGCCCAAGUUUAUGCCCAAUCUCGAAAUGAACGUGAUUGAUGAUGCGGGACAUUGGGUGCUUUGGGAGCAAAAGGAAGCGGUGAAUGCGGUCUUGUCAAAGUGGCUGGCUAAGAUAGCUGCAGGCGUGGACGGCACGAACCCAGGAACGAAGUUGUAA